Molecule: messenger RNA, 1469 nt
Organism: Neltuma alba
Lineage: Eukaryota; Viridiplantae; Streptophyta; Magnoliopsida; Fabales; Fabaceae
Product: histone deacetylase 8-like
Exons: 3
Coding region: 67-1200 (377 amino acids)
Biological process (GO): epigenetic regulation of gene expression
Molecular function (GO): histone deacetylase activity
Source: RefSeq, a predicted model, not a curated record
CCAUUUCAUUACUCUCGUGUCUCGACACUAGGGGGCAAAAAAGAAAAAUUGCUGUUUGUGCGUUCUAUGGCUGAAUCAAGGAAUCGAAUUGAUGUGUUCUGGCACGAGGGAAUGCUGAAGCAUGACACCGGGAAUGGCGUAUUUGACAGUGGAAUGGAUCCUGGCUUCUUGGAGGUGUUGGAGAAGCAUCCAGAAAACUCCGACAGGAUCCGAAAUAUGGUUUCCAUCCUCAAGAGGGGCCCUAUCUCUCCUUUCAUUUCUUGGCACCUUGGCUCUCCCGCUCGUCUCCCUCAACUUCUUUCCUUUCACACUCCUGAAUACAUAAAUGAAUUGGUACAAGCAGACAAAGAUGGUGGAAAGAUACUAUGUUCUGGAACAUUCUUAAACCCUGGAUCAUGGGAUGCUGCACUUCUUGCUGCCGGUACCACAAUGUCUGCAAUGAAGCAUAUACUUGAUGGCCAUGGAAAAAUAGCUUAUGCAUUGGUUAGGCCCCCAGGUCAUCAUGCUCAGCCUACUCAAGCUGAUGGUUACUGCUUCCUUAACAAUGCUGGUCUUGCCAUACAGUUAGCUUUAGAUUCUGGGUGUAGAAAAGUUGCGGUUAUAGACAUAGAUGUUCAUUAUGGAAAUGGUACAGCAGAGGGAUUUUAUCAGUCUAAUAAAGUUCUUACCAUAUCUCUCCAUAUGAACCAUGGAUCAUGGGGUCCUUCACAUCCUCAGAAUGGAUCUGUCGAUGAAAUUGGUGAAGGAGAAGGUUGUGGCUAUAACCUAAACAUUCCUCUUCCAAAUGGAACUGGAGACAAGGGAUAUGUAUAUGCUUUUAAUCAGUUGGUGGUUCCAUCAGUCCAAAAGUUCGACCCUGAUAUUAUAGUCUUGGUUAUUGGGCAAGACUCGAGUGCUUUUGAUCCAAAUGGAAGGCAAUGCUUAACAACGGAGGGCUAUAGGGAACUUGGACAGAUAGUACAGGCUCUUGCAACGGAGCACUGUGAUGGACGGCUUCUAAUCGUCCAGGAGGGUGGAUAUCAUGUCACAUAUUCAGCAUAUUGUCUCCAUGCAACACUUGAGGGUGUUCUUAAUCUACCAUCGCCCCUGCUACAAGAUCCUGUUGCUUAUUACCCAGAGGACGAGACAUUUUCAGUAGAAGUUAUAGAAGCCAUAAAAAAAUACCAGAAAGAUAAAGUGCCCUUCUUGAAGACAGCUUAACUUGGAGCACUUCUUUUGACACUUCAUGAUGUCUGAUUCUGGGAGUGGUCCCAAUGAUGUAAUCAACCUCAAAUAAUCUGAAGUAGCAAUUCGGAAUUUCACUAUGCUCUCCUGUGUAUUUUUUGUUCAUUAAUCCUGUUUUCUUCACUGGAGUGUUCUCUAAUAUUACAAUGGCUGGUAAACUUGUCCUAUAGGUUAUGAUGUUGUAAUUGACGUUUUCAUCUGCGAGGAUAAAAGAUAUAACGCACAAUUUGCCAAUUCCUUCUUAA